UCCAAACGGAUACUACGCAAUUACCUUGGGCUGAUAUCUCUGAAGGCACCGUCCAUUUCAGACCUAAUUUUGAUCAAAGCCAUUAGCUCUUCUCGCGGCCACCGGUUCGCGCCGCUUGAGUUCCUCUGCGUCUGCCUCUCCUCGCUUCUGUCAACCAGAUUCUUCUCAACGAAUUGAACCAAAAAUACGACUCCUGGUGUUCUUCUCAUGUUCUUGAUUCGCAGGUUUCGUGGUAGCCGAAAAGAAAAUUAGUUUUGCAUUUUAUAUUUCCUACGUUUUCAACUUCUAAUUUUUUAGGAGGGGCCAGCAUGGAUAGUUGCUACCGUUGUAGCCAUGGAUGCUGGGAAGGAUGAAUGGUACUAUAAAUCUUGCUGGAGGUGUUCCAAGAAAUGCAUGGGCAAAGGAAAGUGAUUUUGGUGUGAAAACUGCAAGGAAGGUGCAUACAUGAGAUAUAAGUUGAAUGUAUAUUUGACUGAUGUCAUUGGCAACUUUUGCACACUUGAAGCUUUAACACAUCCAAAAAUGAAAACAAGGGAUCAGUUUUGGGUCUUGCAAUGGGGAGAGCUCCUUGUGGCUAGAAAAUUGGAUUCAAGAAGAGAAACAAAUUAUCAAUUUGCAUAAAAUGCACAAAAUUAGGUACACUGGAUCAAGAUGCUUAUGUUUGUGAAUGUUUGCUACUCAGAGAGGUUGGAUUAAGCUGAGUAUACCUUUUUCUUGCCUCAAUUUAAGAUAUCUAAAGCAAUGUUGCUUAAACACUGCUCAAAUCCGAAACAUAUUUUUCAACACAGAAAUGUGCACACCCUCAAGGAGACAAUUCUUGGGCAGAUAAAGGGAUGUGUGACAACAAAAACACUGGAAUUUGUCUAUGCCUCCAUGAUCAAGACCAAUGCCAACCAAGAUUGCUUCUUGAUGAACCAGUUUAUAAGUGCAUGUUCUCUAUUUUCAUGCAUAGAUUUAGCAACUUCAGCUUUUACUUGGAUGGAAAGUCCUAAUGCUUGGGUUUAUAAUGCAUUGGUCAGAGGCUGUGUUCAUUGCUGUCACCCAAACCAAGCGUUACUUUAUUAUACACAUAUGUUGAGGAACAACGUCAAGCCUACCAGUUAUUCGUUUUCAUCUUUAGUUAAGGCCUGUACUUUGUUGAUGGAUUCAGUUUCAGGCAAAGCUGUUCAUGCCCAUGUUUGGAAACAUGGAUUUGAUUCUCAUGUGUUUGUUCAGACUACGCUCAUCGAGUUUUAUUCAAUUUUAGCCGAGCUGCGUGACUCCAUAAAGGUGUUUGAUGCUAUGAAUGAAAGAGAUGUUUUUGCUUGGACUACAAUGAUUUCUGCUCAUGUUCGAAACGAGGACAUGAAUUCUGCUCGCCAGUUAUUUGAUGAAAUGCCUGAAAAAAAUAUUGCUACAUGGAAUACCAUGAUUGACGGGUACACAAAAUCAGGGAAUGUUGAGUCUGCUGAAAUCUUGUUCAAGCAAAUGCCUUCUAGAGAUGUUAUUUCUUGGACAACCAUGAUGACUUGUUAUACUGGAAACCAAAGGUAUGGUGAUGUAAUAGCACUUUUUCAUGACAUGAUCAACAAUGGAAUGAUCCCUGAUGAAGUGACUGUGACCACUAUCAUUUCAGCCUGUGCCCAUCUAGGAGCUCUUGAAUUGGGAAAGGAGGUACACCUCUAUUUGAUGCUGAAUGGGUUUAAUCUUGAUGUUUACAUCGGCUCUUCGCUUGUUGAUAUGUAUGCAAAAUGUGGGAACAUUGAUAAGUCUCUUUUGGUGUUCUACAAAUUGCAAAGGAAAAACCUGUUUUGUUGGAAUGCUGUGAUUGAUGGGCUUGCAACACAUGGAUAUGCAGAAGAAGCAUUAAGUAUGUUUGGCGAAAUGGUGAGGAAAGGAAUCCAACCAAACGCAGUUACAUUCAUUAGUAUCCUAACUGCUUGCACCCAUGCUGGGUUCGUAAACGAGGGUCGUCGCUGGUUUAUGAGCAUGAUGCAGGAUUAUUGUAUUACUCCUCAGAUUGGGCAUUAUGGAUGCAUGGUUGACUUGUUGAGCAAGGCAGGGUUGCUUGGGGAAGCUUUAGAGAUUAUUAGAACCAUGACAUUUGAACCUAAUUCCUUUAUUUGGGGUGCCUUGUUGAAUGGGUGUAAGCUUCACAAGAACUUGGAGAUUGCUCAUAUUGCAGUUCAGAAUCUGAUGAUUCUUGAGCCGGGUAACAGCGGGCACUAUAGUCUUCUUGUUAACAUGUAUGCUGAAGUAAAUAGGUGGAAUGAUGUUGUGAAGAUCCGGAAAACCAUGAAGGAUUUUGGCAUAGAAAAGAAAUAUCCUGGGCAUAGCUGGGUAGACAUCGAUAAGGAAAUUCAUCUAUUUGCAGCAUCUGAUAAACAUCAUCCAUUGUACGGUCAAAUUCACUUGUUGCUAGCUGAACUCGAGGAGCAGUUGAGGCCAGCUAGCAAUGUCUACGAUAUGGAGCUUUUUGUAUAAUGACUUAGACUCUUUAAGCAAGAGUCUUUAGGAGUUAGAAGGAAUAUCAUUGUAUCAAAGAAAGGUAUAAAAUGUGAUGAAAUUUGUACAUAGCUAAACAGUUGAAGAGUAAGCCCAAAAGAAUGCUUAGCUUCCUUUAUGUGCUGUUAAUUAUUGUCUUUUGGCAGCUGAUAUAAGUUUGGUCUAUACUAGGCUUUGAAAUUGAUUUUGAGAAUCUAUUGCAUUAACGGGAUUUAUUAUCUCAAUGUAUUUGAUGA
Messenger RNA from Arachis duranensis, 2720 nucleotides. Its product is annotated as pentatricopeptide repeat-containing protein At1g06143. The coding region runs from base 742 to 2463 and encodes 573 amino acids. Lineage: Eukaryota; Viridiplantae; Streptophyta; Magnoliopsida; Fabales; Fabaceae. The record is from RefSeq and is a predicted model, not a curated record. The transcript has 3 exons. Gene Ontology annotation, molecular function: protein binding; RNA binding. Gene Ontology annotation, biological process: RNA modification.